AUGGCUAAAUCCGCUAAGCUUGAAAAACGAUAUGAAAAGCAUUAUAAAAAUAAAAAAGUGAAAAAUUCAUUAGAUACCAUAGAUUGCUUAGAUAUAUCUUUUCAAUACAAAGAAAAAGAUAGACUGAUCUCUAGUAGUGAUGAAGCUUUUAAUGAUUUUGAGGUUAUUAUGAAGCCAGGAAAAGCUGAUCUCAUAUUAGGAAUAUCAUAA
Messenger RNA from Funneliformis mosseae, 210 nucleotides. The record is from the annotation of a GenBank genome assembly. Lineage: Eukaryota; Fungi; Glomeromycota; Glomeromycetes; Glomerales; Glomeraceae.